Lacerta agilis (Sand lizard) is the source of this 978-nucleotide messenger RNA. It is a transcript of the gene CCN5, whose product is annotated as cellular communication network factor 5. Gene Ontology annotation, cellular component: extracellular region; extracellular matrix. The coding region runs from base 143 to 892 and encodes 249 amino acids. Gene Ontology annotation, biological process: signal transduction; cell adhesion. NCBI's taxonomy places the organism in Eukaryota, Metazoa, Chordata, Lepidosauria, Squamata, Lacertidae. The record is from RefSeq and is a predicted model, not a curated record. Gene Ontology annotation, molecular function: heparin binding; integrin binding. The transcript is spliced from 5 exons.
UCGUGUUUAUACUGGAGCCUAGGAGUGACAUCAGAGCAGGGAAGAGUAUAAACACUUGCAGGGCUUUACUCAAAGACUUUAAAAACUUCAGACACGCUGCUGUCUCCAAACUGCCUGGGGAGGGAUGUGCUGAAGUGUCAGAAUGAAACUCCAGCUUCUCUUGAUCUCCUUCCUUUGUCUCCUUUCCAAGGUGUAUGCACAGCUUUGCCAGACUCCAUGCUACUGCCCAUGGAUCCCUCCACGUUGCCCUCCUGGUUCCUCCUUAGUUUUGGACGGAUGCGGCUGCUGCAACAUAUGUGCCCGCAGACUGGGAGAGCCCUGCAGCUAUCUACACGUCUGCGAUCGGAGCCAAGGACUUGUCUGCGAUUACAAUGCUGCCCUGAUGGGGAGAGGAGGAACCUGCAAUUAUGAGGACAAUGACGACAGCUGCGAAGUGAAUGGGAAGAUCUAUCAGGAUGGGGAAGUGUUCCAGCCAAGCUGUAAGCUCCAGUGCCGCUGCUCAGGAGGAGGUUUCACAUGUGUCCCCCUCUGCAGUGAGGAUGUUCGCCUCCCCACUCCAGAUUGUCCCCAUCCAAGGCGUGUGGAGAUCCCAGGAAAGUGCUGCCAGGAAUGGAUUUGUGAAAGACAAGACAGGCAGAUCUUGCCGGAUACCAUGGCAGCACAAAGGCUCCCUGGGACAGCGUCGAUAUUGAUCCCCUAUGCAUGUGAACAGUGGAGCACUGAGUGGUCCGCAUGCUCUGCCACCUGUGGCGUAGGGAUCGCCACCCGGGUAUCUAACCAGAAUCAGUACUGCAGGCUCGAGACCCAAAGACGCUUAUGCCUCCUCAGAUCCUGCCAGGGUCUGACGGGAAUAGCCAGCAUGGUACCGAGAGGAAGAGGAAGCCGCUUGUAAACCAGCCCACUCCAUUCAGAAGUUGAUAUACUGGCUUUAUCCUAGCAGCUGGAUCAUCACAAGUCCAAGAUACUCUCAUUUCUUUG